AUGCGCACCUCCAUUCUCUCCGCCCUGCCACUGCUCAUGCUGGCCAAGCUCGCCGCUGCGGGCUGCGAAACCCACACCUACGGAACAUGCGAAGACAACAUUGUUCACUUGUACGACCCGAACACCGGUGAGAUCUGCGACCCUCUGGACUGUGGUGGUGGCCGUGCUCCCGUCAAGUACAACGUCCCGGGUUGCGCUGCCUACACCGGCACUGAGACCCGCAAGACCGAGCCCUCGUACAUGCCUUGCUUCUCCAAGACUGCCGGGGUUGGCAAGGCUGCUUCUACUCUGGCGACAGUCUCUUCUGCCCAGACCACCACGGCCGCAUCUGAGACAACAACGGCUAGCUCGAUUGCUUCUUCUACGAGCGUAGAGAGCACAUCUACGCAGCCUACAUCAACAGUUGCGGAAUCAUCGUCUACCUCCGCUUCCACUUCGGCCUCUUCCUCUGCCGCUACCACGCCAUUGACAACUCCCGCCCCUGUUCCUUCAACCACCAAUGCUGGACCCAGCAAUGGCACUAUCUCGGCUACUUCCACCUUUGUCCCUCCAAAUGCCGGAAACAACAUGCGCGGUUCGGUGGCCGGUGUUCUUGCUGUGGCUUUUGCCGCCGCCGCUUUCAUUUAA
Clonostachys byssicola is the source of this 627-nucleotide messenger RNA. Lineage: Eukaryota; Fungi; Ascomycota; Sordariomycetes; Hypocreales; Bionectriaceae. The record is from the annotation of a GenBank genome assembly.